This is a messenger RNA of Linum trigynum, 2124 nucleotides long. NCBI's taxonomy places the organism in Eukaryota, Viridiplantae, Streptophyta, Magnoliopsida, Malpighiales, Linaceae. The record is from the annotation of a GenBank genome assembly.
CGCAUAUAAUAAGGAAUUGCUGCUUCCUUCCGUCCAUCCCUUUGUUGGUCCACCGCCAUGGCGACUCGUCGAGAAAGCUCAACUCUUUCAGAGUUGGUAAACCCUCCUCCGUCUCCCAUCACCAAACUCAGGGCCGACGAUCUCCUCGUAGAAAUUCUGAUUCGACUCCCGACUCCUAGAACAGCCUGCCGUUGCAAAGCCGUCUGCAAGUUGUGGAACUCCCUAAUCUUCUCUCCAUACUUCAACCGUCGCUUCAUAUCUCGCUACAAGACCAUUAACGACGGCCCGCCUCUACUUCUUCGCUCCGACGACCGCCCGGAGACAUCGACCAUCCUCAGCUUUCUCCCCGUGCCAGAACAAGGUCGAGACCGUUUUGCAGUCCUUGAUUCCUUCAAGGACUUGCUUCUGUGCGGGUUUGUGGAUCGAAUUUACGUCCACAACGAACUUGAUAGAUCGUACCUGGUCUGCAUCCCAUUACCAAGCAAUGGAUCGCCCUUCCUUUAGCGCCUGAGAAGGAGUUUGCUCAUGGCCGUGCCUAUAUAAAACAUGUGCACGCGAGGUUAGUUUGUCAACCCCGUCAUAACUAUGAUCUUCAGCUAGGAGAUGCCGAGUAUUUGUUCAUUCUGAGUAUCGGUUUCGGGUGGUGUGUGUAUAUGCAACUUUCGAGCCGGUUGCAACUUUAAAACUGGACGUGUUUACUUCGGAGUCCGGAGAAUGGAUCAAGGAUGCUCUUGUUCUUGCUGGUCGAUUAAGAAAGGUUCAGCCUGGUUCACUUUCGUGCAAUGGGGAAUUAUUUUGGUGGUUUCAAUAUACCGGGGUUCCUGGCUUUUCAAUGGUUGCCUUCAAUCCUUUCCGCCUUGAAAUACCUCCCACUGUCAUUGACACUUCUUCAAUCUCCCAGCCCGCGUUCGAAACUGUUGAUUGCUUCUGUCUCACAAGAUGCUUUGCAUAUUAUUGUAGCUGAAGCUAAAAACGGCACCUAUUGUCUAUUCGAGGAAUGGCUACACUGUUUGGAGGCUGGAAGAAGAUGGCAAGUCUUGGAGGAAGCUAUAUGGAAUGUGGUUGAGUGAGGCGUCAUGGCGCGAUUAUGACCUCGAGUAUAGUGAAGUGCUUAAUCUGCAUCCAGAAAAGCCGGAAAUCAUCUUCCUGCAAUCUUUCGGUCGUCGAAAACAUGGUUGUGCAAUCUUGUCUUGCAACUUGCGGACGGGUGAGCUAGAGUACUUUGGUCCAGUGGAACAACUUCUGGUUCCUUUCAUGGUUUUUCAGCCUGGCCUCUCUAGCUGCCCUAUUUCGAUUCCAAUGUAUAAGGAAUUGCGAGCUGUGUAUGAUGGAAGCUAUAGUUGUCUGGUUCAGACCGUGGAAGCAACUCCUAUGAUGAUCGGUAUCACUUCUGCUUCUGAGAAUUUAUCCUUGGUUUCUCGAAUCUGAGAUGCACAGAUGUGUUGCAUUUGUAUUCUCUGUCUUUUUGUGGUCUCGCUUCUAAUCUGAUCUCCCAUCUCAUUUGUCUUGUGGUUGGUCUGAUGGAUACUGAAGCAAUAGAAGAACGAUAUGCACUGUAGUACUAGUCUACGUUUACCGAUGGAAAAGUUUUGGGGUAUGCCUACGAUGAUAUGCAUGUCACGGUGACUUGCACUUUCCGGUCGACCUCAGUUAGAAUUAGGUCGACCACAUUUAGAAUUCGGUCGACCUCAUAUAGGAUCUGGUCGACCUCAUUUAGGAUUCAGUCGACCUAAUCUGUUGUUUCAAUGUAAAAACAGUUCAUGAUGCCUACUUUGGAUAUUCAUAUCAUACAAUUGGCUAGAUGGAAAUUGAAGACUAAUGAUUUGUUUUGAAGCAGGAGUGUCCCUCUACAUAUUGAAGUGAUUGAGAGCUCGAUAGGAAGUCCAGAAGACCAUUUUUGAACCUCAUCAAAAGGCUAUGCCAAAACUGGGAAACUGCCUGGAAAUGGCUAAGUCUGGAAACGUGUUUGUGAAGCCUAUUUUGGAGCUCAAUUCGAGAAGCAUGAAUGCGAGUCGAGUACAGGAGCUUCUACCACGUUAAAUUAGGUAUGUUUUUAUACAAAUUCAAGGCAUUGGAUGAAAGAUUGGAUAUCUGUAAGGCUUCAAACAAAAGGGUCGAAGUUGC